Messenger RNA from Yarrowia lipolytica CLIB122, 483 nucleotides. RefSeq lists its product as uncharacterized. The record is from RefSeq and is a predicted model, not a curated record. Lineage: Eukaryota; Fungi; Ascomycota; Dipodascomycetes; Dipodascales.
AUGGCUUCGUUUCAGAGCUCACUGGCCGUGUCCAUCUUCUGCGUGCUUCUCGAUUAUGGCUGCCUCCUGGGCCUUGCAUACAUUCCGUGGUCUCCAGGAGUGGUGACCCGACGAGACGAGAUUUACACGUUACUGUUCACCACCGUUCUCGACGUGUUUUUCAUCUCCGGACAUAUCAACACCAAGGCACCGGAAGGUUGGUGGUACUCGCAAGAGGCUAACCGAGUGCAGCACUUUCUCAUCAUUUGUGUGACCGGAUCCAUCUUCUUGCGACUCCUGGACUUCUUCAUGAAUCUCAGCAAGGACGAGCAGGAGGCUCUGAUCCGGCUCAUCGAGAAGGGACGCUACGAGAUCCAGCGCAACGUGAUUGCCAAGAUAUUCCUCGCCAUCUGUCUCGCCUUUGGAUUCAGCGAGGCGGUCUAUUAUCUGUUCGUGACGUCAGAUAUUACCUCGGCGAUUAAGAUGGUUAAAGACGAGCUAUAG